Lasiodiplodia theobromae is the source of this 801-nucleotide messenger RNA. RefSeq lists its product as uncharacterized. The record is from RefSeq and is a predicted model, not a curated record. The transcript is spliced from 3 exons. NCBI's taxonomy places the organism in Eukaryota, Fungi, Ascomycota, Dothideomycetes, Botryosphaeriales, Botryosphaeriaceae. Bases 1 to 801 code for a protein of 266 amino acids.
AUGGACAUCGAGAACAAGCUCGAUCGCGAUGCGCCCGACCUGGGCGGCAAGAAGCCCUCAAGCGGCCCCCUUACCCGACGACUAAAGGCCGAACUCAGCACCAAUCACAUGGACAUUCCUAUCUUGGCCUGUUGUCUCUGCUCCGGCUUGACUGACAGCACACUUUACAACGCGUACAGCACCUUCGUAUCCAUGCAAACCGGAAACACCAUCUUCGUUGCCCUCGGCGCGUCGCACCAAAACACCAAACCGUACGGCUGGGCCCGUUCGCUGUGUUCCAUCGGCUUCUUCGUGCUGGGGUCGUUCUUCUUUAGCCGGCUGGGGGCGCUACUAGGACCGAAGCGGCGCGGCACGCUGAUAGCCUCGUUCUUGCUGCAAUCCUGCCUCGUCAUCGUCGCCGCCGCCAUCGUGCAGGGCGGCGCCAUCGACGGCACCGUCCCGCAGUCCAAGUCGGCCGCCACCGAGGUGCACUGGAACGAGCUGGCGCCCAUCGCCCUCCUCAGCUUCCAGUCGGCCGCCCAGAUCGUCUGCAGCCGCACCCUCGGCCUCAGCGAGGUCCCCACCGUCGUCGUCACCAGCUUGCUGUGCGACUUGAUGAGCGACACGCAGAUCUUGGCGUCGCUGACGGGGAAUGUCAAGAGAAAUCGCAGGGCUUCCGCUUUUAUCUUGAUCCUGGUGGGCGCUAUCGCUGGUGGAUGGAUUUCAAAGGCUACGAGAGGGGUGCAGUAUGCGUUGUGGGUUGUCGCUGGCGUCAAGCUUGGCAUUACUCUUGGCUGGGUGUUGUGGAAAGAGAAGGUUUGA